Molecule: messenger RNA, 4772 nt
Organism: Carassius auratus (goldfish)
Lineage: Eukaryota; Metazoa; Chordata; Actinopteri; Cypriniformes; Cyprinidae
Product: probable G-protein coupled receptor 101
Exons: 2
Coding region: 428-1729 (433 amino acids)
Biological process (GO): G protein-coupled receptor signaling pathway
Cellular component (GO): membrane
Molecular function (GO): G protein-coupled receptor activity
Source: RefSeq, a predicted model, not a curated record
CUGAUGACAUGUAACCGAUGUGACACUGCUGUAUGUGCGCCACCGCAUGUUCACCAGCAGGUUACAGAAACCCACGGCGGUUUAUUGAAACAAUAUCUGUUCUUAGAGCACCAGCGAGCAACGAUGCUUCUCCCUCCACCUCUGAAUGAAGUCUUGCUCACACAGAGCCGAGCAGAGGCGAGCGGACGCGACUGCCGUUGAUGACACCGAGGAGACUGAAAUGGAAGAACAUCACUGGAGCCCUGCUUUCAGUGAAGAGAGAGACACAAAGGCGACUGACCACCGACAGCCAUUCGAAAAGAUGCUUCGUUUUCAAUGAUCGUCACACGGUGUGAAGAGUGACAAAACAGUCGUCAGACCUUCAGGCUGGUGUUGGUGAUAUCCGAAAGGCUCCUCAUGUGUUAUCUCUCACCUUGUUUCUGUCAUCAUGCCCACCUUUCCACCUCUGGGCAGUAACUCCAGCAGAGUGCCCUGGGACCCAGGCGCGCCUUCUCUAGUGAACACUAUGGUGAAGAUGGUUCUUAUAUCGGUGAUCGCAUGCACCUCACUUUUCGGAAACGUUGUGGUGCUGCUGGUAUUCCAGCGCAAGCCGCAGCUUCUCCAUGUUGCCAACCGUUUCGUGCUUAACCUGCUCCUAGCCGACCUACUGCAGACGGUGCUGGUCAUGCCCUUCGCCAUCGCCGCCACCGUGCCUGAGGUCUGGCCGCUGGAUUCCCGGCUGUGCCAGGCUCUCGUGGUGCUCAUGCAUCUGUUUGCAUUCGCCGGCGUCAACACCAUCAUCGUGGUGUCUGUGGAUCGCUACUUGGCCAUUAUCCACCCACUGUCCUAUCCCACCCGUAUGACACCUCACCUGGGUACCAACCUGAUUGCUCUCACAUGGCUUCUCAGUGCGCUUCAGAGCACCCCGCCACUUUAUGGAUGGGGAACCAUCGAAUUCGACCAGCGCUACAACACAUGCACUGUUGUGUGGUCCUCCAGCUACUCGUAUUCAGCCGUGGUGUCCGCUCUUUCGUUCUGGCUGCCUGUGGUGAUCAUGCUUUGCUGUUAUUGGAUGGUGUUCAGAGCAGCAAGGCGGCAGAAUGCCCUCGUUCACCCCAUCCAAUCCAACCCCCCUCCAGAUUCCCAAGCAUCCUGUUCCAGCCCACAAAGGCAUCCGCAGCCAGAAGGCCCCUUUUCAGCCACUUAUCCCAUCAGGACCCGCCAUAGACGCUUCCACUAUCACUGUAAGGCUGCGCGGGUGGUGUUCGUCAUCAUGGCGUCCUAUGUGUUCAGCAUGGGCCCAUACAGCAUCCUGAGCACGAUAUCCAUAUACUCAAGUGCAGCAGUGCCGCCCUGGUUGGCCUCAGUGGCUCUCAUUCUUUUCUUCCUGCAGUGCUGCUUACACCCCUACAUCUACGGCUACAUGCACCGCAGCGUACGCAAGGAGUUCCUGGCGCUGCUCUGCGGGCCACUGUGCGGGCAGGGCCGGAUCAGUCAGGGCUCCGCAGUGGACAGCUGCUUCACGGUGACCGAUGGACGCCUGGCACACACUCACCUGUCAAGCCAGGCUGCCCGAGUGUGUCCUCUCCGAACCUGGGAGGAAGGCACCACGUCUUCUUCCCCUACAGAGAGGAGGUCUAAAGACAGCCGCAAGGAAACCACCUCCAUCAGUCUGAGCUCAGAGAAGGAGCUCACCGUACACAGCCACACCAACAGUCAACCUGAGGAAACACCUACAAGCAAAUGUUGAACUUUUUUCUGUCAUUGUUUGGGUGUUUACAUCUCUUUUAGGUUUACAUUUAGGGCACAGCUUGGUACUUUAGAAUCAAAUUCUGUGCCUUAAACACAAGCUCACUGAAUACAUUGUAACCACACUCUCAAGAAAAAAAAGGUGCACUGGGUCACUAGAGUGGCAUUCUUCUAAAUGGUACUAAUAUGUGUCAUUAAGGUACUAAUAUCACCGUGGGUUCAUGGGUCCGUACCUUUAGGAGUAAAAAAAAACAUUCUUAAAAAGUACUGUCCCAAUAACCCAAUAGCUAUGCUAUGGACCUACUUUAUGGUUAGUAUUUACACAAAUCACAUUGAGGACGACAGAAAAGCCUAGCAAACAUAGUCUAUCAUCCUGCCAAGAAACUGUUAAAAUAUCUUAUCGUUACAUUCAGUCAUUUCUAUCUUAUGUUCAACAUGUUUUAUUCAGCAAGGAUGCAUUCAAUUGCAGCAUUCAAAUGCAGCCACGGAGAGCAUAAGAGACUGAAAUAUUCUUAAUCAUUUGAACGGUAGUGUAUGCUUACUCUGUGUAUGGGAAAAAGGUCUUCAGAUAUAUCACAUGGUUAUGGUUAUUUAAAAACUGGAAUCAAUAACUGAAUAAUCAUUUAAUACACAAGGUUUGACAUCUGAUACAAGCCUGUUACAAAAUAUUGGCGACAUGGUAUAAAGUGCUCCAUCUAAUACAGAAUAUUUAUUUAUUUAUUUAUUUUUUCUGUUUUAAUAUAAUACAAUGUCUUACAAAAUGAAUGUUCUUUAUAUACAUCUAUUGAUACUUUACGGUUUAAAGACAAAGUAUUCCUUAUAUUGUUUUGAAAUGAAUUUAGAAUAUAUGUGGAGAGAUUUCUGUCUAUAUUUCUAAGCAUACAUAUCAACUUUGUUAUACGACUGAAUCAUUGUCACUGGAAUCAUAGUUCUCUUUUAAAGAAACACUGUUAAUAUAAGUGUAAUUACAAGCAAAAGGAAGCUAACAAAUCGAAGAAACCGUUCUAUGUAUUUAUUGUUCAUGCACCAGUAAUACUUAAGCGAUGAAUCACAUCAGCAUUAGCAUAUGGGUCAAUGUAUUUCUGUUUGUUUUUAAAAGAUGUGCAAUGUGGAGGGGUUUCAGAAUUUUGGAGAGGGUGAGUCAUAUGAAAACUGUCAAGAUCAUAUCUGUUUAGAUUUCAACCCAAAAUGAGAAAGAAAGAAAAUUAAGCCUACUUUUCAGAACAUUUGUGCAUUUUUCCCAGUUCCCACCCAUCAAACCUUUUUUUGUAAAUGUAUUGAAAAAAAAAAAAGAAGAAACAAUAUGAUUUGAUUCAAAGUGUUUAUAUAUCAUGGUAGUAUUUGUUAAAUUGCUUUAUUUAAUUGUGUAAUGUGACCUGGGACAUGCUUUCGUGAGAUUUACCCAAGAGCAGCUAAUGAGCUCAGGAUCUCAGGUUAUUUCUAAUGUACCUCUUGACCAGUGUGGAGAGUCUGCUCUCUUUAAGAGUUCCUCAAUAGAUAAAUUGUACAACAUUUCUGUGUUGUAGAUGAUGUUCAGUCCCCUAACACUGCCAAAUGUAUCAUUUAACCACUGACAUGAUGUGGGAUUAAAUAAACUGGCUUAACAACUGCUGAAGCACUUUACGUUAUCAAGUUCAACCACUACAUUAAGGCAGGAAUGCUAACCACUCUUGAGCACUUAGCUUGACCCUGUAGAAACUGGGACUGCUAGUGCUUCAUUAUUAAUUUCUGGCUGGGGCGUUUAGAAGUCCCCUGAAUCAAUCACGAGUCAAACUUGCAAUUUCCUCUGCUACAGCAAAUAUUAUUUUGAAACCAGUGAGUGCAACAAUACAUAUCUCAGAUUUUAUCAACUCUAUGCCAGUUUCCAGUAAUGUCUGCAGCACUUAUUAAACUAUAGCCAGUCUCAAAAAAAAUAAAAAAACAAGCACCAUCAUCUGCUGUAAUAACUGACUGUUUUAUAUACUUUUUUAAAGUUUAGAAUUAGACAUUUUUGUAAUGAUGUACUUUGUGAUUUAUUUUUCUUUUAUUAUAACAUGGUGAAGAAUGUUUAUGUAUACCUCAAGAAUUGAAGCUCAUAGUUUGUUCUGCGAGUUUUCAAAUUAAAAUUGAACUGGAAAAUGAUGCGCAAGCUUGUGGUUUUCUUAAUGUAUUGGCAUUUAAAUAAUUUUCAAAGUACAAAAUCGCAAAAUAUCUUCCAUUAUUUAGAUAUUAUUACUUAUAUACAACAGUUCUAUUGCAAAAAAAAAAGUGCUUCUUAACCAUUCAUUCUCCUUCCCUCCAUAAAAAAAACAAUUCUUCAGCAAUAUAAAACUAUAAAAACACAUGGAAAAUAGUAUUUUUAUGCUACUAAAAAUGAAGUAAAGAUUAUUACUGAUAUUCACCAAUAGGUGACAUUAUAGAGGUUACUGUGGUGUGUUUUACAUGCCUUAAGAUGCAGUCACAUUAGUUAAAUUGAGGUGAAAUUUCAUGGGCAAAAUGGUCCAUUGUAUAUUGUCAAUAGCACGAAUCAUGAAGAACAGCAUACACAAGUCACUUUAAAACAAAGCAGCUUUCUGUUGGUCAACAAGACAAGUCCAUAAAAAUAAAAAUAAAUUAAACUGUAACGACUACCAAUUGAAUGCUUGCAAAACAAUUUCUGAACAACUGACAAAUGUAACUGUCCCUUACAGGUGAGAAGUCAGUUAAAUUUUACAUGGCAAAAUUUUUUAUAAAAGCACCACUCAUACAGAAGUCAUUUUCAAACCAAGUAGUUUCCUGUUGUCAAAAUGUUGAAAUUCGGGUGACCAACUUGAAAUUGAAUAAAAUCGGUGGAAAAAGUUUAGCCCUUAAGUGAAAAUGUUAAAUUAGCUAAACUUAUUAGGCACAAUUUCACCAACAAAGAGCAUUCAUUAUGCAUUAAGUAGCAAAGUGUGAAGCACCUCUUACUCAGAGGUCACUUCCAAACUAAGCAGCUUUAUAUUGAUAAAUGUGACCAAAUUGUGCACUCACAAUGAAGCGCACCACAACUUGAAUGCAGUGAGAAAUCUGCAUCUGGAAUGUUCAGA